ACAUAUCGGUAGAUAGAAAUUCUAAUCUGCUGUUGACUAACUAAGUGAACACCAUUUUAAAACUAAAUAUUAAUGCAGUGCAAAGUUACUAGAUAUUGUUAUCCGUUAAAAUUUGAAGAAACUGGAGAAACGAAAUAAUAAUGAAAUGUAACGGUGAGUCGCGCUAUUUACGAAACAAGUACAGCUAGAUAAGCUAAUAGAAUUAAUUAAUUAUGAACAUGUCCUACAUAAGCGCAUUUUUAUUUGUCGUCAUGGGCAUGAACUGGGCCCAAACGAUCGCCGAGUACCAAGUACCAUGCCCAGAGCAGUGUGUCUGUACCGCUCUCGAAAUCAGCGCGGACUGUCAAAAUGGUGGUUUUUCAAAAUUGCCGAAUGGGCUACAUCCAGAGACUACAAGAUUGGACCUAUCGUUCAAUAAAUUCACGUCGAUUCCUAAAAACGUAUCAGCAUUGAAAGAGUUAGUGGUUUUGGUACUGGCACAUAACGAAAUAUCCAGUUUGGACCAGGAUUCAUUCGACAGCAUGAAUAAUUUACAACUCCUGGACCUUUCCAAUAAUCGCUUAACCGAUUGGAGAGCCCUGCAUCCGGGCUCUUUAACACCCCUUAAGUCUUUGAAGCAAUUAGACUUAUCUCAUAAUCAUCUACGUGGAUUCCCGGCAAUUGUAGAAUAUCCUUUGCGAAGUGACUCUCUCAAAACUCUCAUUUUAAACAACUGUUCGAUAACAAACGUUUUCGGUGACAUACUGGCCGGAAUGGUUAAUGCCGAAAAGUUAGUUCUUUCGUUUAAUCCAUUAACAUCCCUCAAUGCAAUACUAAGGGCAGAAAAACUACGAACGUUAGAGAUUUCGAAUUGCGCACUACAAAGAAUAAGUGCAGAUGCUUUUACUGAAUUAGUACUAUUAGAAACACUAAUUUUAAGUAACAACGGACGUUUGAAAAGGUUUUACUCUACUUCGAGAUCGUUGAAGUUUUUAGACUUGAGUAACUGCAGCAUAGAAAGCUAUCCCACGAAUAGCCUGCCAAAUUUAAAUCAAAUUUAUUUGAGAAAUAACCAGAUCAAAAACCUUCAAGAAAUGGCAUUCAUUACAACGCCUUCAAUUAAAGUGCUGAGUCUGUCUCACAAUUCCAUUUCUUCGAUAGACGAACGAGCUUUCGUGGGGUUGAAUCGCCUAGAAGACGUCGAUUUAUCCUACAACACCAUAUCUUCGAUUGGUUCACGCACCUUUUCGGGAAAUGCCAAGCUGACCAAACUGUCUCUGUCUCACAAUUAUUUAAAUAAAGUCGAUCACAUUGCAACGAAUUCGGUAAAAGCGUUAGACAUGAGCGUCUGCGAAAUUAGGUCAGUGGAUAGAACUAGUCUGUCGAUGAUGCCGUCGUUAGAAGAAUUGAAUCUCGCUAGAAACUUAAUAUCUUUUCUCCCAGACAACUGGACUGGAUACAGAAUCCAUUCACUUGACCUUAGUCUAAAUCGCAUAUUUACGUUGACCAAUGAAACAUUUAACGAGAUGCCGUUUCUGCGUAACCUCAACCUUGCCGGAAACAGAUUAACCUCCAGCAUCAAACCAGAAUACUUCCACAAUAUCAACAUCGUAAGAUUAGACGACAAUUCCUGGUUGUGCGACUGUAAAAAUGUCAACUUUAAGAACUUGUACGACUGGCUGAUAAAUAAAAUGCACUCGACGACGCAAUUACGCUGCAUGUUCCCUGAAAAUCUCGCAGGACUGCCAUGGGAAUUGGCGUGCGAGGAAUACUGGUACGUCCAAGAAAAUCGGUCGGACAAGGUUUGGGUCUUUUCCGUAUUUUUGAUGGUGGGAACGGUGACUCUGAUAUGCAUAAUUAUGUCAAUCAGACGAGCGUAUCAGCUGAAGGAGAUACAUGAAAGACAAUUGGUAGAGCGUGAGAGAAUCGAAGUCAGAGACAGAUUAAGAAGAAUGCAAGAACAACAAUACCAGGCGAGAGAGGAAGAGAUAAACCAGAGGAAUGCCCCUGACCCACGAGAAAUUCAGAGACCACCGUCGUAUGCCGAAGCUAUUCUAAUGCCUCGCCUAGACGGCUCGUACUCAAGUUUGGCCGGAAGCCAAUUCAGUUUGUCCGGUAGUCACAGAAACCUAUCAGGAAGCAGGCGUAGUCUGCGUGGUUCUCAGAGCGAUUUAACCGAGGGCAAGGUUAGACGUAAACGAAGAAGAAGUCGGCAUAAAGUGAAAACGGGCCUCGACGGUGACGCCGAGGGCCAGAGCAGCGAACGCCUAAAUACUGAAGAGGCUACAUCUGAUAGCGAAACCAGGCAAAAUAACGAAAACUCAGCCCGUUCGAAUGAUGUCAUCGAAAGUGAUUUUGAAUUAAAUUCAACUAAUUUAAGUUAUUUCUCAUAUAGGAAAAUGAAGAGCAAUCCCACGAAAAUGUCAUACCAGUUUUGCAUGGUAGUGGCCUUUGUCUUCGCUUUGACGGAAGCUUUAAGGUUUGCGCAACAAUCUAUAAAAUGUCCCAAAAGUUGCAACUGUACCGACACAUCGACAGCAGAGUGCAAUUCUUUGGAUGUGGAAGUGUUUCAAGACAAAUUUGCCAUAUUGAAGAUAGUGAAUCCGUCUGAACCGUUAGUGCUUACUAGGAACAUUUUUCAUGAUAUAGGACUCAAAUCUGUAAAUCAUAUAUCUAUUGAAAACGCGACCAUUACAGAAAUCGACGAAGAGGCUUUCGGACAACUAACAACUCUCAUUAAAAUAAGUAUUUUACGAUCUGACGUGCACAAUUUACCUUCGAAACUUAUUUCAAACGUCAAAACAAUAAGGGCUCUCAAUUUGGCCGGAACCAAAUUGGGAAAUUUCACCACAUUAAAAUCUGAAACGCUUGAAGAACUCGACAUGUCGAAAUGUCAAAUUUCCGAAAUUACGGAGAACAUGUUCAAUAAUCUGCCGGAACUCAUAUUUCUCAAUCUGGGAAAUAACAACAUUCGAAAGAUACAUUCUCUAGCUUUCAUCAAUCUGACUAAUUUGGAAAGUCUAAGUCUCGCCAGGAAUAAUUUAACGCACUUACAGCCAAAUCUUCUGGAAAACAACAUGGAACUUGUGACCCUCAAUCUGAGCUACAAUCCGAUCGAACAAUUCAACCUUAACAUAAUAUCAAUCUUAGAAGCGCUGCAUUUGAAAGGUUGCAAAUUAAAAUCGUUUAAUGCGACUUUCGGUAAAAAUUUCGACAUACUACCGUAUCUUGAUUUGAGCGAGAACGAAAUAGAACACAUUCCUAAAAAUGCCUUUGCUAACAUGAAAAAGUUAGAGACUAUCAAUUUGGCGAGCAACAGACUAGAGAAUUUGGAUGCAACCGUUUUCGACAAAAACAGCGAGUUAGCGAAAAUUAUUUUAGAUAACAAUAACAUUAAAAAACUACCAAAGUUUACGAACAAAAACAACUUCUUUGACGUAAUGUCUUUUUCAUGUAACAACUGCAAUUUGACGGAACUUUCACGAGAAACUUUUGUACACAUGCGAGGUCUGACUAUUCUUCACCUUUCGAAUAACCAACUUACCAAAAUCGAUCCAGAAAUCUUCGAAGCAAUUCCUGGUUUACGCGAAAUCGACAUAUCCCAUAAUAAAAUUAGCGAAUUCGACGUUGAUACCUUCGCUUCGCUCGGCCAAUUGGAAAAACUCAUCAUCGCUGGAAAUCCACUCACGAAACCCUUGGAUGCAACCAUGUUUAAUCACAAUAGGGUUCUCAAAUCUAUAGACGCUAGUUCAUGCCAUUUGAAAAAACUUUGGGCAGAGAAUACGUUACAGCAUGCCAGUAUGCCAAGCAUUAGAGAGCUUCUUAUUUCGAACAAUGAACUCCAAUCGGUCAGUCCGAGGGACCUCCAGGUUUUGACAAACUUACAAAUCCUGGACAUAAAAAACAAUCCAAUCGAAUGUUCUCAGAUACUUCGAGAUACAAUAACGUGGCUGACCGAGCGUGAAGUUCGUCCAGCAUUUACCAAAACGCACGAAUCUUUCAUCGAAGAUGUCAACGUAUUCGACGAGACCGAAGAUAAAGUCCAUUCGUGGAAGAAAUUGGCAAAAGACGCUUGCGAAGAUGAAGAAUAUUUCGACAAUUAUUACAACGACGAAGUCGAAACCGAAAAAGAGAUCGAUAAUAAACUCCUUCUGGAAAGUAAACUCAAUAUCGAACCGAAAACGUAUACCGAAAAUUCUGAUGAAUAUGACGAAGACGAGGGCGACGAUGACGACGACGAAUACAAUAACUAUAUUGAUUACGACCAAAAGAGCGAAGAAAACAGUCCCUUCGACGAAGACGACGAUAAAUUAUUCGAACAAAUAAAAUCAGAACUCGAUUUACAGAAAUUAGCGGUAGAAUCGCGACGUCUAAGAGAAAAGAAGACGGAAGAAUCGUUUGCAUAUUUAUCUCCAACGCUAGUUUUUAUCCUAACUGCAGCAUCAGUUCUUGUAAUUGCUGCCAACGCUAUGUUACUAAUUCUUCGUUCGCGAGGAGCUUUAGUUGUCCAAAGGGAUGGCAAUCUUCCCCACUUUAAAAUCCCACAAUGGGGCGCCGGAAAUAAAUUGAAAAAACACAGCGGAUCGGUCUACCAACAACUAUCUGAGGAAAGGACCGGGCCACCGACACCAAAAGUGAACAGAUAUCAAAAACUGCCAACAGUGCACAAUUCUAUCCCUUGAAAAAGUUAUUGUUUUCGCUAAAUUAUAAUGAGACACAUCCAAAUAUUGAUAGACUAAAUGUAAAUUUAAGCAUUUAAUGGUAUUAACAAUAGUAUUAACUGUUAGUAACGUUACGAUCAUGGCUAGGUACUUCUAAAAUUCCAAUACCAUGUAUACGUAGGCAUAUUAUAAAUUCGUGUAUGAUUUUUAACUUUCAAUAUAUUUUGUUAUUUAAUGA
Agrilus planipennis (emerald ash borer) is the source of this 4878-nucleotide messenger RNA. RefSeq lists its product as uncharacterized. The transcript has 3 exons. The coding region runs from base 213 to 4661 and encodes 1482 amino acids. Lineage: Eukaryota; Metazoa; Arthropoda; Insecta; Coleoptera; Buprestidae. Gene Ontology annotation, molecular function: protein binding. The record is from RefSeq and is a predicted model, not a curated record.